UGUCCCUUUAAGGGUUAACGUCGGCCUAGUGCGCAUUUUUUGGCAAUUUUAUUGCUCCAACACAUAGACACCCGCUAAUUGAACCGUCAACGAAACACAUUCAUACGCGCUACAAAUGACCUCGCGAUUAGACGCCGCGUAUACUCUGCUUCGCGCAAGAUAAACGCCGGUCCGAAUUCACGCAUACGCGAAACCAUGCGCAGGCACACGCAUACACCCGAUCUCGUGUGCAGAAGGCCGUUAUGAUUUUGUUACAUCGCGUCACAAACACUCACGCAUAUUGUUUGCGGUGCGGUCAGCUUUACGGCACGAUGGGACGGUCGCAUCUCAGUAUCUGUCCGUACGUUUGCCCGUUCGCGAUGCUAAAAUUAACAACCGUCAAUUCGCUGCGCUUCCGGCCUUUCGGUGGUGCGGUUCGGUGGCGUAGCGCUACAGCGCAACCAGCUGCUGACACGUCCGUCGAUCCGGAGUGGGAGAACGCGCUGCCGUUUGAAAAGAUUCCCGCACCGUCUUUAAUCGGAUUUCUGAAGGAAUUUGGACCUUUCGGUAAAUACAAGGAUGGUAAUCUGUACGAUAUCAACAAACGAUUGCGCGAGCUGUACGGUCCAAUCUUGCGGAUGAACGGUUCGUUUGGGAGGGAAGAUUUGGUGAUGACGUUCGUACCGGAAGACUUUGAGAAGGUACUGCGCUCGGAGGGUCCCUGGCCGAGGCGUACGGGGAUGGAUUCGUUCGUGUACUAUCGCAAACAGCAUCGUCCGGAGUACUUUAAGGGCUAUGGAGGGUUGCUGGCCGAACAAGGCGAAGACUGGCACAAGAUGCGAACGAUCGUCAAUCCGAUCAUGAUGCAGCCGAAGGUCAUCAGGCAGUACGUGGACAAGGUCGAUACAGUGGCCCGGGAGUUUAUGGCAAUUGUCCAUGGUCUGCGCGAUGAGAAGCAGGAGUUGCCGGCUGACUUUAACGAAUGGUUGAACCGUUGGGCGUUCGAAACCAUGGGUGUGCUGGUGCUGGACUCGCGGCUUGGUGUGCUGGACAAGGACCAAACGCCCGAAGUUACCCAUUUCAUCGAUCUAACAAAAGAGGCAGUCACCUUGUUCUAUCAGCUCGAUAUACUACCAUCGAUAUGGCGGAAGCUGAAAACACCUGCCUUUUACAGACUGAUGCGUGCAUUGGACGAGCUUUAUCAUUUAAUUGCUACCCGUAUCGAUGAAGCUGUAAUAAGGAUGGAAAAGAAUCCAAGCGCUGAUCAGGACACGUUGAGCAUUCUGGAGAAACUGUUGAAGGUGGAUCGUAAUGCGGCCUUCACCAUGUCGAUGGAUAGUUUGUUCGCUGGUGUUGAUACGACCUCCUCAGGAUCGACGGGAAUUCUGUACUGUCUGGCCAAGAACCCCGACAAGCAGGAGAAACUUCGUGCCGAGUUGCGGAAGAUUAUGCCCAACAAGGACAGUCCACUCACGCCGGAUAGUAUGAAGAAUAUGCCGUACCUUAGGGCUUGUAUCAAGGAGAGUCUGCGCAUGUAUCCACCGACCUCGGGCAAUGGUCGUUGUACCGGAAAAGACCUCGUUCUGCAAGGAUAUCGCGUUCCCAAAGGAAUUCUCGUAGGAAUGGGCCAGCUGGUACUGCAGCGAGAGGAAGGCUACUUUACCCGUCCGUCGGAGUUCAUGCCGGAACGUUGGCUUAGCGGGGAGGCUGCGGCCGGUUGUCCCAGUGCCAAGGAGGUUCAUCCGUUCGUCUACCUGCCGUUCGGGUUCGGGGCCCGUUCCUGCAUCGGCAAGCGGUUGGCAAUGAUGGAGAUGGAGAUACUGGUGUGUCGCAUGGUGCGCAAGUAUGAUAUUGGAUGGAAUUACGGCGAGCUGAAGUACAGAGCGACACUUGUCAACAUACCUGCGAACGAUCUAAAGUUCCAGCUGAAGGAAGUGAGAAAAAUGUUGAUGCGUCGUUGUUGGUUGAUGAAACCCAUCGGAUGUACCCGAUCUGGCCGGUGGCGUAAUGUUCAGGCGCAAGCGCAACGGAACACUGCAACUGCAGAGCAUGUGAUCGAUCCGGAAUGGGCCACAGCUAAACCGUACAAAUCCAUUCCCGGGCCAACGCUGUGGCAGCUGUUUCGUGGGUUUUCUAAGGGUGGCUGCUACGAUGGACUUAAUCUCAUCGAGCUGCAUAUUCGUUUGAGGCAAGAGUACGGAGAUAUUUACCGCAUACCAGCGGCCAUGGGCCGUGCCGAUGUUGUGAUGAGCUUUGCGCCGGAAGACUUCGAAAAAGUGUUCCGUACGGAAGGUCAGUAUCCGGUGCGGCGCAGCUUCGAUACGAUGACGUACUAUCGGCAGCAGGUUCGGCCAGAUAUUUUCGGUGAACUGGGUGGGCUGGUUACUUCCCAGGGAGAAUCGUGGCAAAAGAUGAGAAGGAUUUGCAACCCGGUACUGCUGAACCCGAAGACGGUGAAGGUGUACGUCGAGCAGAUGGAUGCUGUGAGUCUUGAGUUCAUGGAGAUUAUGGCCAAUCUCCGCGACGAAAAGAAUGAACUGCCGGCCGAUUUUAACGAAUGGUUAAGUCGAUGGGCCCUCGAGACGACUGGUGUGUUGGCGCUGGACACUAGACUGGGUGUGCUGCAUUCCACGGACUCCGGAGAAGGACAGAGGCUGGUAGAUGUUGUGAAUGAAAUCUUCUGUUUAACGUAUCAACUGGAUGUGCUACCAUCGGUUUGGAAGUACAUCAGUACUCCAAAAUUUAACAGACUUAUGAAACUGUUUGAUAAGCUUACUAAUUUAAUAUUGGAUCAAAUCGAGCGAGCGAUAGUAAGCUUUGAAAAGAACCCAACAACUGACAGCAAUCACAGCGCCCUGAAGAAGCUGUUGAGCAUUAACAAGCAUGUAGCGGUGAUCAUGGCGUUAGAUAUGAUAUUUGCCGGCAUUGAUACGACGUCAGCGGGGUCCGUUGCCAUACUGUACUGCUUGGCCAAGAAUCCCGAAAAACAGGCAAAACUACGCGCCGAACUCCGCACGAUAAUGCCAACGAAAGAUACCAGGCUAACGGCAAGCAUGAUGAGCAAUUUGCCAUAUCUUAGGGCCUGCAUCAAGGAGGGUAUGAGAAUGUUUCCCCCUGCGGCUGGGAAUUUUCGUGCCACCGGACGUGAUAUUGUGCUGCAGGGAUACCGUGUACCGAGCGAUACGGACAUUGCGAUGGGUGCACAGGUGUUGUUGAGGGAUGAAAAAUACUUUCACCGUCCGACCGAGUUUAUUCCCGAACGGUGGCUGAACGAUCGUGACGCGUCCAUCCCGAGCGCGAAGGAGGUGAACCCGUUCAUUUUCCUUCCGUUUGGGUUUGGUUCGCGCAGCUGCAUUGGCAAGCGGUUGGCAAUGAUGGAGAUGGAGGUGAUACUGGCCCGGUGGAUUAGACAGUUUGAGUUCCGGUGGAACUACGAGGACUAUAAGUUUCGCACGACCGUUAUCAACAUGCCGGGGUGUCCGCUAAAGUUUGAGAUCAGGGAUUUAGACGACUAAUGUGGUGGUUAUUAUGCAAGGUCAAUUCAAUUGUUAAAAGGUCUUAUAAAUUUAAUAAAAAAUGCCUAUUUAUACGAUCGUAUUGACAACACA
Anopheles coluzzii is the source of this 3587-nucleotide messenger RNA. RefSeq lists its product as uncharacterized. The transcript is spliced from 16 exons. The coding region runs from base 243 to 3494 and encodes 1083 amino acids. Lineage: Eukaryota; Metazoa; Arthropoda; Insecta; Diptera; Culicidae. The record is from RefSeq and is a predicted model, not a curated record. Gene Ontology annotation, molecular function: heme binding; iron ion binding; oxidoreductase activity, acting on paired donors, with incorporation or reduction of molecular oxygen.